Messenger RNA from Acipenser ruthenus (sterlet), 1269 nucleotides. RefSeq names its product tumor suppressor candidate 2-like. The record is from RefSeq and is a predicted model, not a curated record. The transcript has 4 exons. Bases 869 to 1204 code for a protein of 111 amino acids. NCBI's taxonomy places the organism in Eukaryota, Metazoa, Chordata, Actinopteri, Acipenseriformes, Acipenseridae. Gene Ontology annotation, biological process: inflammatory response; regulation of mitochondrial membrane potential. Gene Ontology annotation, cellular component: mitochondrion.
CCAGUCGCGUCUCGCUGUGCUUGGUGUUUAUAUAGAAAAAGGUAGAAUCUAUCAAGGGGUGUCUAUUUUAUUUUUAAGGGGGUGUAGAAAAUAGAAAACGGAGGCGUCUGAUAUGAGACCCGGACUGGUAGUGAGAAUGACGUCUCUGUAGUGUAUCUGGAGCUUCUCUGCACAUAAUUACGAAACAGAAGCCUGAUAGAGGUUUAUGAUUAGCGACCUGCUUUGAGACGGGCCUCGCAAAAAGAAACGCUACGACUAGCAUUAAUACAGGAUGAUAAUCAUUCUGCUGCGAGAGUGGUAACUAACAGUUACUAUAUCUUAUCUGACACUUAAAAAGGGCCAGUCGGGUUCAGUUAGAACAUUUAGCGACGAAUACAGGACAUGUUACAUGUUAUUUGUGUAACCCGGCUAAAUCUGUGACAAGACGCUCACUCGAAUGUACGGAGUAGAGGUCUUAACAGAAAUAGAUAUAUACGAUUAGAUAGUUCAGUGCUGUGAGAAGAAGACAGAUUAAACAACACAAAUAACUCCGGCUACAGUGUGUAGAAAAAGAUCGGAUUUGACAGGCCAGUUAUUUUUUCUAAGUGUACUACAGGCCCGACACUAGCGUGUUGGUUGUCAAUCUGUAGAGUUCUGUACGCUAACGGUUUAAGUGUAAAAUCUCAUCAUCAUCAUAAUAAUAAUAAUAAUAAUCGAUUUAGUUUCCGAUAGACGGGAGUUUUGUUGGCUGUAAAAAGCGCUAUUGGGUGGGUAAUAUUUAUUAGAAAACGUUUAUGCUGAGUGUGGACUUGUCAGACUGCUUCUGAGACGAAGUCGCACCUUCUCUGCUGGCUCUGUCCGGCCAGAAAAUAAUGUCCCGGCGCUGAAGAUGGGUGGCAGCGGCUCCAAAUCGCGUGGGUUCUGGCCUUUUGCUGGCUCCGGUAUCGGUUCGGAUCCAGCCAACGGUGGCAAUGAACAGACACUGUCCAGGCUUCGGGGCAGCAGGUCGUGCACUCCCUUCGUGUUUACUAGAAGGAGCUCCCUGUAUUACGAUGAAGAUGGAGACUUGGCCCACGAGUUCUACGAAGAGACAAUCGUGACAAAGAAUGGCAGGAAGAGAGCGAAACUGAAGAAGAUUCAGAAGAAUCUAAUACCUCAGGGAAUGGUGAAGCUGGAUCACCCUCGGAUCCACGUGGAUUUCCCGGUCGUGCUCUGCGAGGUGUGACGAUGAGGCGUUUGAAAGACCACGGCUGACGCCCUUACGACUCCCCCCCCCCCCCCCCCCCCCCC